Prorocentrum cordatum is the source of this 819-nucleotide messenger RNA. NCBI's taxonomy places the organism in Eukaryota, Dinophyceae, Prorocentrales, Prorocentraceae. The record is from the annotation of a GenBank genome assembly.
AUGCUGCGCGACGUGGACCUCUCGCUCGGGCUUCGCUCGGCCUUCGCGUCGCGGCCGGCGGUGCAGACCGCCAUCGCCGACGCCGGCGUCGAGCUCGACGUGAGCGUGCUCGCCAGCGGCCUAUGGCCCGCGCCGCCCCGGAGCCCAGACGUGGUCUACCCGCAGGCUGUCGCGAGGUUGCAGGAGCUUUUUGCGACCUUCUACGCGCAGCAACACACGGGCCGUUCCCUGAGCUGGGCUCCCUCGUUGGGGCAGUGCGUGCUGCGGGCAGCCUAUCAGGGUGAUUUGCGGAAGGAUCGAUUCGUCGUCUCCCACCUGCAGGCCAUCGUCCUGCUGCUCUUCAACGGCGCGGACACUCUAAGCUGCCAGCAGAUCGCCAGGGCCACCGGGAUACCCGCGGCCGACCUCCAGCGAACGUUGCAGAGCUUGGCGUUGCACAAGACUGUGAAGCUGUUGAGUAAGGACUCCAAGGUGCGAGAUGUUCUGGACGGCGACCUCUUCACCUUCAACUCGCGGUUUUCGCACAAGCUUUUCCGCAUCACCGUGCCGCAGAUCUUCGCAAAGGACCAGGCGGAAGAGGAACAGGACGUCGAGCACAGGGUUUUGAAGGACAGGUUGCACGAGAUCGACGCCGCCGUGGUGCGGGUCAUGAAGGCCCAGAAGCGGCUGACACACCAGCAGUUGCUGUCCGAGGUCUUCAAGGCGAUAGGCUUCCCGGCGACGCCGUCGGACGUCAAGCAGCGCAUAGAGUCGCUUAUCGAGAGGGACUACCUCGAGCGCGAUGCUGGAAGCGGCGCCGCCUACAAUUACCUGGCGUGA